AUGCUGAUAGAUGGCCAAAGCGGUGAGAUUUUGGCGACAAAUGUCAUGUUUUCAACCAGGCCGCAAAAGAUUUUUGUGCUGGAAGGACAUGGAACGCGACAGCACUCUGCACUCCAUGUGGCGUCUGCCACAAACUGCGUUGUCAUCACUCGCUCUCAGGAUGGUUAUGUGAGCAUCUUCUCCUCAGAGCAUCUUCUGUGUUCACCGGAAGAGGCGAGGUGCUUCCGUUUGCGAGAGGGGCAUGGGCAGGGGCAGUUCACAGUUGUCAUGGAGCAGGACCCCCUUCAGCAUUUUGGUGUGACUGGAAGGAUGGACUUCGCGAAGCAAGCGUCUGAUGCACUGCAGUCAAUUGGAUUUGCAGGUCGGUCUACGUUCGCAGGCAACGUUAUUGGCAAGAGCUUUCUCCGCCCGGCCGCGAAGGCAUUGGAUGCUCACUUUGACGUCGUCUACCAGCAGAUCAGGAAGACCCACGAGCGAAGAAUAAUGACUCCAGCACAUAUGCAAUGGCCGUAUUCACGUUUUUCGAAGAAUCAAUCAGAGGCCGCCAUGCAGCAAGUCGAUGCACGGCGCAGGAUAGCAGAAGCUUGCGAGCGGCCUUUGAACUAUGAAAAAAAAUGUCAGGCAGCGGGCAGAUGCUCUGAGAAUGUCAAAGAGUGCCCUCCAGGAUUACCAUCACAUGAGCCGGUAAGCCAGACCGACAGGCUUUGA
This is a messenger RNA of Symbiodinium sp. CCMP2592, 708 nucleotides long. The record is from the annotation of a GenBank genome assembly. Lineage: Eukaryota; Dinophyceae; Suessiales; Symbiodiniaceae.